Molecule: messenger RNA, 1050 nt
Organism: Symbiodinium sp. CCMP2456
Lineage: Eukaryota; Dinophyceae; Suessiales; Symbiodiniaceae
Source: the annotation of a GenBank genome assembly
AUGCUUUCCAUGGCGCGCCGCUGCCCACGCUUCGUCGUCAACGCCUUCAAUACGAAGAUUGCUCCGUUCUCUCCCAGUUUGCAGCGAACCGAGCAGACGACCGCAUCAAGCGACGAAUUGGCUGUUGCCUUUCUGCUCAAAGCCGUGGUGCGAGAGGACAACCUGGCCAAGAUGUCGGACCUCUUCCACACUCGUUUCCCAGGAUUGGUGUGCACAGUCACAGCCGGAGGAGCCGUAGCCGAGAGAAAGACAACUGCCACUCGAAUCGCGGGGACCAUCCGCCUCUUUGGGAUGGACCAGGUUGGUCAGCUCGCCAAAAUCUCGGAGGUCCUUCAUGCUUGCGGCAUGACCAUCCUCAACCUGUAUGUGACGACCGGCGUCUGUGACGUGGAGACCUGUGAGUUUGUGGUGCGCGAGGGCGGUCCUCUCUCCGAGAACGUCAUCACUGUGGCAGCGAUGAACAAGGAGACCUUUGAAGAGGAGGCCUUCCGAAACGAGGUGGAGGACGCCUCCCAAGAGGUAGGCUACGCUGUGACAUCGAUCAUCCUUGCUGCUCGGUUCCAAGGCACUACCUAUGCAAACAUACGGUGUGCGGUGUGCAAGAAGGCGUGCAUUUUUACUGAAACACACGUGGACUCAAGCAGUCAAUAUCUGAAGAUAGGUGUUUUCGUUCUGAUCCUGCUGAACCUUGUCAUGCUUGGCCUUGAGAUCGACCAGUCAGCAUCUUUGCCCCCGGGAGAGUCGCCGCCGUUCUUCGCGGAGAUCAACCUCGUGAUCGUUUUCGUAUUUACAGCUGAAGUGGUGCUUAAGCUGGCUGCGUAUGGCUGCAGAGGAUAUUUCAUGGGCAUCGAGAAGAUGUGGAACUGGUUUGACAUGAUCGUUGUUGCUUUGUCUUUGUUCGAGGUGGUCGUAGAGCUUCUCAGCUCCAUCCUCUUCGCUCAGAUGGACGCCAACCAACUGCGAGUCAUGCGAUUGGCAAGGCUAGCACGGAGCCUCGGUGAGCAAGGCUCUUUGACUAGUAAGGUCAUGCGAGGGACGCUGGAUGGCUAA